Molecule: messenger RNA, 207 nt
Organism: Geosmithia morbida
Lineage: Eukaryota; Fungi; Ascomycota; Sordariomycetes; Hypocreales; Bionectriaceae
Exons: 3
Coding region: 1-207 (68 amino acids)
Source: RefSeq, a predicted model, not a curated record
AUGAUCCAAUCCCCUAGUCUCUUUGUCAAACAGGACCUCUCUCAACAGGUCUACAGGUCUGCUGCCCACAAGCCUAAAAGGGAAGACCCCGCCCUUGAAUCCAAGAGAGCCACCACACGAGGUCUUGAACCUUUCUGCGAGGUCACGAGCGCCGCCACCUGCCACCACCUCGGACCACAUUUCACCCCGGUAGCCCCGAGCGUCUAG